This is a messenger RNA of Drosophila teissieri, 5229 nucleotides long. RefSeq names its product myc protein (gene Myc). Gene Ontology annotation, molecular function: protein dimerization activity; RNA polymerase II cis-regulatory region sequence-specific DNA binding; DNA-binding transcription factor activity, RNA polymerase II-specific. Bases 623 to 2746 code for a protein of 707 amino acids. The record is from RefSeq and is a predicted model, not a curated record. The transcript has 3 exons. Gene Ontology annotation, biological process: regulation of transcription by RNA polymerase II. Lineage: Eukaryota; Metazoa; Arthropoda; Insecta; Diptera; Drosophilidae.
UUAAAAGUCACAAUUUGGUGCCGUCGCGCGUUCAGUUCACCGCGGGUUAUUCUCUCUUCGCUUUGUGGAUUGUAUUUUUGGCUGUUUUCCGCCCGACAACAAAAAAAACCAAACACUAUAUAGUUCGAUAGUAAACCCUGGAGCAACACGUUUCAAAAUACACAACUACUACUCACUACAACUGUCACAGCCAAGUUACAAAAGUGCUAAAUCCCAGAAAUAAACCAAAAGCCGACUAAAAACCGCGCAAAUACAUCAAAAAUCUUCUCCAAAGCAGAAACAAAAACUUGUGAAAAACUAGAAGUAAAAAAAAAAGAUUUACAAAAAAACAGCCAGUGCAAAAUAAACGGGAAGAAUUUUUUUUUGUGUCCCUUUUUUUGGUGUUUUUUCUCCGUCUUUCCCCCUUCUUUGACGCAAAAACAAAAGUGCGCAACAACACUUACAGGCGGCGGGAACGGGAUAGAAAUAGAUAUAGCCGACACCGACUGGAAAGCAAAGGAAGCUAACCAAAUUGGAUUACAAUCAAUUGAAUAGAGACGGAUACGAAAACUAUGUUCAGCGAGACAGCGGACAUAUAACUCAGGAACUAAGAUAUAAAAAAACCCAGACAAAACUUAACGCAAUGGCUCUUCAUCCCUACUCUCUAAUGGAGGACCAAUUUUUUUCAAAUAUUUCAAUAUUCGAUAUGGAUAAUGAUCUGUACGAUAUGGACAAACUCCUGUCGUCGUCCACCAUCCAGAGUGAUCUGGAGAAGAUCGGGGACAUGGAUGGUGCAUUUCAGGACUACGACUUUGAGGAGGAUAUGAAGCCAGAGAUCCGGAACAUCGACUGCAUGUGGCCGGCAAUGGCCAGUUGUUUGACCAGCGGAAAUUCCAAUGCAAUGGAAACCGGAAACAACAGUGCAGCCUCGUCGUACAGCGAAACUAGUGCCGUAUCCCUGGCUCUGGUUUCCGGCUCUACGAAUCUCUACAGCGCGUAUCAACGAUCGCAGACGACAGAUAACACUAGCACCCAGUCAAAUCAACAGCAGGUCGCUGGUAAUCCCGAUAGCUUGCCGGUGAUCAUCAAGAAGGAGCUCGCGGAUGUGGACUACAUGAUGGUCAGCCAGAAGCGCCUGCGUUUGAGUAGCGGCGACAAGAAGUCACAGAUCCAGGACGAGGUCCAUUUGAUACCGCCCGGCGGAAGUCUGCUCCGCAAGCGGAACAACAACCAGACACUGGACACCCGCAAAGCGGGCGAGGUGAGCGGCGAUAGCAUCAAAUACUUGAGACCCGACACACCACACAGUCUCACCGACGAGGUGACCGCACCAGAGUUCAGACAUACCGUCGACUUGCGUGCCUGCGUGAUGGGCAGCAACAACAUCUCGCUGACCAGCGACGAUAGCGAUGUCAACUACAUUAAGCAAAUCAGCAGGGAUCUUCAGAAUGCCGGCAAGGAUCCGUUGCCCGUGCGCUACAUACCGCCGAUCAACGAUGUCCUCGAUGUGCUCACCCAGCAUUCCAAUUCAACGGGUGGCCAGCAGCAGAUGAAUCAACAGCAAAUGGACGAGCAACAGCAGGCCAUCGAUAUAGCCACUGGAUGCAGCACAGUGGACUCUCCGGCGGCUACCGGCUCCGAUAGUGACUCCGAUGACGGUGAAUCCAUCAACUUUGGACUGCGGCACCACCGCAACAGCAAGAGCAGCAGCAGCACCAACAAUAACAACAGCAGCAACGGCAUGAUGCACAUCACCGAUCAUAGCUACACACGCUGCAAGGAUAUGGUGGAUGAUGGGCCAAAUCAUCUGGAGACCCCCUCGGAUUCCGAUGAGGAAAUCGAUGUGGUAUCGUAUACGGACAAGAAGCUGCCCACAAAUCCCUCGUGCCACGUGAUGGGCGCCCUACAGUCCCAGAUGGCGCACAAGAUCUCGAUUGAUCACAUGAAGCAAAAGCCGCGCUACGACAACUUCAAUCUGCCGUACACGCCGGCCAGCAGCAGUCCGGUGAAGUCGGUGGCCAACUCGCGCUAUCCGUCGCCCUCGAGCACACCGUACCAGAACAGCUCAGCCGCCUCGCCGUCCUACUCCCCGCUAUCCGUGGACUCAUCAAAUGUCAGCUCAAGCAGCUCCAGUUCCAGUUCACAGUCAAGCUUCACCACCUCCAGUUCCAACAAGGGACGCAAGCGAUCCUGCCUGAAGGCUCCUGGAGGUUUGUUGAUCUCCCCCAGCGUUUAUCUGCCGGGAGGCAAUAACAAAGUGACGCAUAGCUGCAUGAUGAGCAAAAAGAGUCGCGGCAAGAAGGUGGUGGGCUCCUCGGCCUCAUCGUCUGGCAACACAUCUCCGAUUUCGUCUGGUCAGGAUGUGGACCCAAUGGAUCGUAAUUGGCAGCGACGCAGCGGUGGAAUUGCCGCCAGCAGCGCGAGCUCCAGCAGCAAUGUCCUCCGGAAGGACUUUGUUUUGGGUCUGGACGAGGCGGAUACGAUCGAAAAGCGCAAUCAGCACAAUGAUAUGGAGCGCCAGCGCCGCAUUGGCCUGAAGAACCUCUUCGAGGCUCUAAAGAAACAGAUUCCCACGAUCAGGGACAAGGAGCGGGCUCCUAAGGUCAAUAUCCUGCGUGAGGCGGCCAAGCUAUGCACCCAGCUAACCCAGGAGGAGCACGAGCUCAGUCUGCAGCGCCAGGUCUUGGCCAUGCAGCUCAAGCAACAGCAGGAGAUCCUGGCCCGUUACAGGCUGGAAAUGAACGAGUCGCACUCGGUUAGCGGAUAGUGUUGUCUCAUAGCAUCAGCUUAAAGCGGCGGCGUAGAGCUAGGACACCCACAACCCAUUGUAUAUACAGGAUCUGUAUACCCUCCUAUUUUUUGCGAUUUACUUUUGAUUUAGAUUCGAUUCUUUCUUGACAUUUAGCCUUAAAUAUGAUUUUUUUUUGUGAAGAACUUCAAUAUCAGUUAGUAGGUUAUGUUUAACGAUUUGCUUGCAUUUUUUAUAUAUAUUUUUUUUUUGUUUACCAUACAAGGGGUUAUAGUGUACAAGUGAUUUAACAAAUUUGAUUUCUUCAAUGUGAUAUAUAUGAUUUUCUUUCCGCGCGAUUUGAUUUGGUAGGGAAGUCAACGAAAACUGUUAUGAAAUCAAGUUGAAGUGUUUUUUUUUCGCUGCAUAUAUUACAAUAUACACGUAUGAUUAGAUUUAACUAGCAAUUAGCGGUCUGUAUAUAACAUAUGAUAUAUAUUAUCUUAGUUAUUUUUUUGAAUUAGUUACUUAACCAUGAAGUAAACAAAAAGGAAAACAUUUAAAAAACACAAAAAAUAAGGACAAAGAACCAAACAUUGAAAAGUGAAAGGAAAAGUUAGAAUGAGAGAAUGAGCGGAGAGACACAAACAAACUGAAGGGAAACACAAAAACGGAAACGGAAAACAGACAAAAGUUACAACGAAAGAGCCACAAAGAGGAGAUAGAUAGAGCACACAAAGUCGGAAGCGAGAACGAUGAGAUAUAUAUAUAUAUAUGUAUCUAUAUAUAUAUAUAUAAAUUAGUAUAGCUUAAAGUAGAACUUUUGGUUUCGUACCCCAAAAGCAAAAUGCGAAAUGAGACGGCUUCAAAAAGUUCCAAACUUCUUGACGAAGCAACACGGAACACUUUAUUUCGACCUUGGUUCGCUAGUUUACCUAGAAAUAACCUAUUAACCAAUGGACAUGUUUUUUUUGGGUCCUAUAUUCAUAGAGACGCAUCCUUGGAGCAGAAAAGAAACCCAAUUGUAUCUGCAUGCAUACACACCUCAAUGCUUUUGCUUAGAACCCCAGAUAUCCCCUGCUAUAACCCAUAUAUAUAUAUAUAUAUAUAUUUAUACAUAUAUGUAUAUGGAUUAGAAAUAUAUAUAUAUAUAUACAUCUGUUGGACGACGCGGAGAUGAAAGAGAAACGCUUUUUAUAUACACCCCAAAACAAAAAACUUGAACUCUACUGCCUAUAUUGAGAAAAUACAUUUUAUUUGCUAUGAAGAUUCAAAUAUGAAUAUAGUUAUAUACACGUGUGUAUAUAUAGGAACCUUUUUACAAUCAUAUUAUAGUUUUUUUUUUUGCUACACGUAGGCAUAUAUAUAUAUAUAUAUUUUUUAACUGAUAACUAUGCAUAUGAAAUGCACGAAACUUAACGAAAACAAAACGGAAUUAAGGAAACUUUAAACUAUAUAAUAGUACUAAGCCUAAACGUUAACCUCUCGAGAUAUAUAGAUAGAUAGGAAGAGAGAGAGAGAGAGGACGAAAGAGUGGAGAAAUUGGCUGCAAAGUUUGUGAUUGGAGUUAGAGAGACCCAGAGAGAUAUAUACACCCACGACCCAAGACCCAAGAAAACUCAAACUUUUGUGAGCUGUUUAACUGUCGAUUUUUUGCUAAUAAGUUAUAGCCUUCCGGCAAUAUGUUAUAUAUGAUUAACGAUUCUACCAAUUGUUUACACGCAUCUAAGGAUCAACUAAAUAACUACUACUAAACUAAAGGACAUGAAGCAUAAGGCAAAUGCAAAUUCAAAUGCAAAUGAAGUUAAAAGAGCAUGCGAAAUAUGUAGGAAAACACGAACGGGAUUCUAAAGAAAUGUCAACUGUUAUUUAGGUUUAGACACAAACACCCAUGAUAUAUAUGGAUAUUCGAUUAAUAUAUAUGAUGACCAGAAUUUGAAUGAGAUCGGAGGAGGUUAUAUACAUACAUAUACAUAUAUAACGCGAAAAUUUCUAUAGUGUAGGGCGACGUUUCAAGAAAUUUUGUAUGUGAGUUCUAGGCUAUACCUACUAUAACUAUACCCAGAUUUAUAUAUACAUUUCUUAUAUUUUUGUUUACUACUAGCUUAACGUUCGAACACAUGAAAUAUUUUUUACCUUAUACUUUUCUUUAAUUACGCCGCCGCAAAAACUUUGAAAACUACCUACUUAACUUCUUAUUUUUGGAAUAUAAAAACUACUAUAAAACAAUUGUUAAAUGGAAAAAACAAAAAAAAUGAUAUAUUACUACGUGGACAAACAAUUAAAGAGUAUAUUUUUUGUAUUGUUUCGACCAAAAAAUGUGUACACACUGUAAAUAGCAAUCUCGUUAAAUAAUAGUUACACACGCCUACAAAAUAGCGAACCCAAACCCAAGAAAUGGAAUUAUUUUUAUAGAAAACACAAAACACAAAAAACCCGGAGAGAAAACACAAAGCAAUAGACUUAAGCGAAUUGUACAACGCGAAACGAAAACAAAACUUCAAUAAACCAACAAAAACACA